ACUAUGCGUGGUGACCGACUUUUUUUAUACCUAUUGUUUUCCUUCGAUGUAUUUUCUGCUUUUUUUUUUAAUUACUGAUAAUUUUUUGUAUAUUCUGGAGUUCAGACUAUCUUACCGAAAUAAAUUAUUUCCAUUUUUUUUGUAAGACUGAACUGUGAUAAUGUUGAUAUUUUAAAGGGGCAGUUCCCAACGACUUCUUAUAACAGGUAUAUUAUCUCGUUGGCAGUUCCCUGUUGUAUCAUAUAUAUAUAUGUCAAAUAAUUUGUCGAAAAAGUCAGAAAACAUUUUUAUUUCUGAUUAGUAAUGAGAAGAUGGAAGACCAGGCUAUGUUUUCAGAAAAUCUGCAUUCGAAAGAAUUCCAGUGCCCUGUUUGUUUCAAAUAUUUCAGUCGAAAAUUCACAUUAGGUGUGCAUCUUCUUAUACAUAAAGGAGUGAAACCUCAUCCUUGCCCAUUUUGUGGUAAAAGAUUUCGUCAGAAAGGAACUUUGAUGCGUCAUAAAGCUCUGCACAGUGCUAGUAAUCUUUUCCACUGCAGUCUAUGCAAUCGUGGUUUCCGACAGAAAAACGUCUUUCUUCAUCAUUUGAGGCAUCGGCAUAAUGUUUCCACUGAAACUUUGGAUCGCAGAAAGUAUCGCUUUGAAUUAAACGAUUAUCAAAGUAUUAUGGACACUUUACCUUCUUUUGUAUUUGCAGAUUCAACUGCAAUUGCAUCUUCGGAGAAACAUUUAGAUGCUAUGCUUUUUGAAUCAUUUAAUAAUCCUAUGUAUGAUUCUUCUUUUAAAACAAUAAGUUGUGUGUCACAAGAUUCUGUAGACUACACACAGAAAGAUUCUCACUGUAAUUCAGUGGCUGCAGAUUCUUCUGAUAUUGUAAAGAGUACUUGUUUACCUUCAGGUGUUAAAGAUAAUGCUAAUUUCAGUGUCAAAAAAAAUGCAAUUCCAGCAUUUAGGUAUGAGUGUGGAUUGUGCUUAAAUGUUUUUUCAGAUUAUACGAAAUAUAAUCAUCAUAUUGAAGAGGAACAUUAUAAUAUUGAUAUGCUUAUAGACAGGAAGCCUACUAUUUAUUCAUCUGUAAAUGAUGCAGAAAGUAGUGCUUCUUCCACAAAUAAUUUUCAUGCUUCAAAAGAAUCUACUUCAGGUGCUUUAGCUACUGAAUGUUUAGAAAAUUCUGCAUCUUGCACAAGUCCUACUAAAGUAUCAAGCACAGAUGAUAUGAAUGCCAAAGAAAAUGUAAACCUCUGCAUACCAUGCCAGCAAAGUUUCUCAAAUGAAGAAGAAUUUGAAUGUCAUGUCAGAACACAUGUACAGAGUGUUCUGCUUGGUGAUAGGAAUUCAGAUUUGGAUGAAUCUAAUACAUGUAACUUGAAUUUUAAUCGUACAUGCUCUGCACUCGCAAAUAAAAAUCUACAAAUUUCUGUGCAGAGUGACUUGCAUCAGGAUUUUACAAAAUCUAACAAUUGUUCAUAUGCUAAAUCUGCUACAGAAAAGACAUCUAAUAUGUUGCCAGAUUUAAAUUCUGAUAAUUCGCACAUAUCCGAGUUAAGUGAUGUAAAUGGUGAACAGAAGUCUUCGGUUAGUGACAGACCAGAUUUAUGCUCAUCUUCAGCCUCUGUUAUCAGCACAGAGGCUUCAAAUUCAAAUUUUAAAUUACUCUGUCCUUUUUGUGGAGAUGUUUGUAAAGAUGAAAAUAUUUUAUUAGUGCAUGCAAGAAUGCAUGGAACACACAAGGAAAUAAAAUCUAAAAUCUGCAGAGAAAUUUCUCCUGUUGGUAAAGAGGUAAUUAAUAAAUUUCUAAUUAAAAACAGCAGUAAAGAGAAAACAAAUUUAAAUGCUGUAACGAGCUGUGAUAAAAAAGUAAAUGCUGCAGAUUCUGCUUCUAUAAUGAGAAAAUUUCCAGCAUCUAGGAAUAAGUAUUAUGCAGCAUCUUGUGCUGUAAAAGAGACUCAGAAUGUUUUGCAUAAAAAUCUUAAUAGUACAAAACUCAUUGUAAGGUAUAAAGGGAUUUCAUCAUCUAGUGUUCAUAAAAAAUUACUUGUGUGUAAACUUUGCAACAAAAUAUUUAGGAAAAAACUUGCACUCGAAUAUCACAGACAAAUGCAUUUAAAUGCUAGAGGUUUUAGAUGUGAAUGCUGCAGGAAGAGCUGUUCUAGUAAGCUGAGUUUACUUGCACACACACGAUCCAAUCAUCUGAAAAAGUUUAUUUGUUGCAAAUGUUUCCGUUCAUUUAACUACAGGAAAUUACGGGAUUAUCAUCAACAAAAUUGUGUCAACUCUGCAGAUAAUAUAAAAGGAUUAUCAGAUGGCUUCUGUUUACCUUUGGUUGAUGUAAAAAAACUUAUGAAAUCUGAUAUGAAUGGUGUUGUAGGAAUUAUUCCAGUGUUUGAUGAAAAGAGUUGUGGAAAUGACAGUAGUUUGCAGGUAGGAAUACCUGUAGUUUCUUUAUCCCAUAUAAAAUUGGUUUCAAAACUUCCUCUCAUAAAAUCAACUUUUAAGUGUGGUACUUAAGCAUUUUAAACUGCUAAUAUGUAAAAACUUCUUGAUUUGACAGGUAUAGCCAGCUCAUGGAUGACGUUUCAGAAAUAUAGUGAAGAAUUAUUUGUUAUGAAUUUUAUUUAUUUAUUUAUUUUGUUUAAUUUAGACUGAAAUUUAUGAAAAACUGGAUUAUAUUUAAUUUAAAAAAAAAAUUGUUGCCAUUUUAUUUAUCAAAUCUGAGGAUCACUCCAUGUGUUAAAAACUACCAACACCUUUUUCAAUAUAUAUAACUUUUGUAUUGUUCUCUUGUGAUAUAUUGAAAUCUUUUUCCUUCUUGUGUUAUCUUCAUCUUCAUUAUGAAGUCUUAUUUAAAAUAAAUGAGGUGAGUAGUAUGGAAAUGCUAUGCAAAGUCAGAAAAAUAUGAAAUGAAAAUAGUGUAAAAAUUCUAUAUUUUUGUGAAUUUCAAAAUCUUGCAUAGAAUUAUUUUCUUUUGAGUUAAAAAAAUGAUAUGCAGUGAACAUAUAAAAAUAUUUAUCUCAUUUAUUUGCCACAAAUAUUUUUCUCAAAGUUUCUAUGCAAUGUUAAACUAUAAAAAUGUUAACUUUUUCUGAAAGAUGUGUGUAAGUUUUGAUGAUUCAAAAGAUUCUCUCUUACUAAUCCUGCUAUGCAAAUUUUGAGAAAUAGUCAGGUUUUCCUCCGAGUGUCCUGGAAGACUUCGAAAAAAAUCUAACAAAAGCCACUUUAAGAGCAGUGUCAUGUCUUGGAUUUAAGACAAGAGCUAUUUUAGAUCUAGUAAAGGGUGAAAUGCCACAUUGGAACCUUUCUCUUAGAGAGUAACUUGAAUUUAAUUCUGAUGAAAAUGAAGCAUGGAUGAAAAAUUUUUCUUGAAAUAAAAAUCACAGAACGAAAGCAUUUCUGUCGUGGAGCGAAUAAGAAAGAGUGUCAAUUAAUUUUAAAUAUAUGAUGACACAUAUUUAUUAUGCACACAUACACACACACAUAUAUACAGUCAAAAGUUGUUAAUUCGGACUCGUCGGGACUUCGGCGAUUCUGGAUUAUC
Messenger RNA from Stegodyphus dumicola, 3531 nucleotides. RefSeq lists its product as uncharacterized. The record is from RefSeq and is a predicted model, not a curated record. Gene Ontology annotation, molecular function: RNA polymerase II transcription regulatory region sequence-specific DNA binding; DNA-binding transcription factor activity, RNA polymerase II-specific. Gene Ontology annotation, cellular component: nucleus. NCBI's taxonomy places the organism in Eukaryota, Metazoa, Arthropoda, Arachnida, Araneae, Eresidae. Gene Ontology annotation, biological process: regulation of transcription by RNA polymerase II.